AUGGAAUUGGUAAUUGGAUGUCGCUACAAGUUUGGCAAGAAGAUUGGGGAGGGCACAUUCGGGGAGAUUUUUAUCGGUACGGAUAUACAUUCGGGAGAAGAAGUUGCGAUUAAAGUGGAGCACGCGACGAGGAGGAAUCCUCAGCUACCUUAUGAAUAUAAAAUCUAUACUCUUCUCCGCGGGGGUAUCGGAAUUCCAAAUGCAUAUUUCUAUACCCAAGAGAGAUGCUAUAAUAUUCUGGUAAUGGAUCUUUUGGGGCCCAGUCUGGAGGAUCUGUUCAACUACUGUAAUCGUAGGUUUUCUCUGAAAACGGUGUGCAUGCUCGCUCAAGAGAUGAUCAAGCGCGUUGAAUAUAUACAUAGCAAGAACUUCAUUCAUCGUGACAUUAAACCAGAUAAUUUUGUUGUGGGCCUGAAAAGGAACGCCAACAUCGUUUUUUUAUUGGACUAUGGCUUGAGCAAACGAUACUGUAAUCCUGUUACGAAAGCUCAUAUUCCAUACCGGGAGAACAAGAACCUGACGGGGACUCCUCGGUAUGCCUCAAUAGCCAAUCACCUAGGAAUCGAGCAGAGCCGUCGAGAUGAUCUGGAGUCUUUGGGAUAUGUGUUCAUGUACUUUCUGCGAGGAAAACUUCCCUGGCAAGGACUUCAGGCGGCAAACAAGCGCGAGAAAUACACCAAGAUUCUUCAGCGUAAGAUGGAAGUUUCAUUCGAAUACCUCUGCAAAGACUAUCCCGAAGAGUUUCUCAUGUACUUCGACUACUGUCGUGCUCUUCGCUUCGACGACUGCCCCAACUACGCCUAUCUCUACUCUCUUUUUCGCAAUGUCAUGGUCCGCAAUGUUCGUUUUGAUUGGCCCCGAUUCUGGGUAGAAAAUGGAGGACGAUGGAGUGUACGACUGGAUGGUCAACACCGACAAGCACGCCGCGAUGGUUCUCCCUUCUCAUUGCCUCGGACCCGACGGGAAGAUCCGCCCAGACUUACUCACCGCGGCGCUGCCGAGCUAUCGCCACUCGCUGACUGUGGAGGACGCGCAGCAGUACAGCGAGGAGCGGGAGUUGGAGGCGAGCCGUUUUUUUGGAGAGUCGAUGGAUCCGAAAUUGAGGCAGUACGAUCGAUGGGCAGUGUUGACUCUAGGCGAUGUGCUCCGCACGAGCAUGAAUCAUUUGAACAAGUCACACCGGAUGAUCUAUUCACUGAAGGUGCCGACUACAAAAGUAUUGAGCCCAAUCGAGGAAGCUCUAUUUUUCCUAGCCUUUCUGGGCUGACCCUGGCUACCGGCCGGUUGUGGAUGUAG
Messenger RNA from Blastocystis hominis, 1296 nucleotides. RefSeq lists its product as hypothetical. Bases 1 to 1296 code for a protein of 431 amino acids. Gene Ontology annotation, molecular function: protein serine/threonine kinase activity; ATP binding. Gene Ontology annotation, biological process: peptidyl-serine phosphorylation; signal transduction. NCBI's taxonomy places the organism in Eukaryota, Bigyra, Opalinata, Blastocystidae. The record is from RefSeq and is a predicted model, not a curated record. The transcript is spliced from 4 exons. Gene Ontology annotation, cellular component: cytoplasm; nucleus.